GGUUAGCAGCGUCGCUGGAGCUUUUGCUUGUUUUCGAGUUAAUUUAGUUCUCGUGCACGAAAACAAUUAUUUGCUUCGUGGCGAUCAGUUUUAUUACAAAUCUUUGUAAUAUAAUAAUGUGUAUCUCUACAUUCCAAAUCAAUUAUUCGCAUUUAUUGUAUGUUUUAUCCUGGGAGUGAAUUAUGGUGAUGUGUGAAAUAGUGAACAGGUGAUUUCAAACCAUCCAUAUGUUUCUGUUUUUACGGCAUGCUCUUAUAUCGAAAGGUGUAAAUUACACUGUAGAGCGGAAUACACAUUCUCCCUUUUAAAUGAGAGGUAAACGAGGACCAUUCACUGUGCAGAUGAUCAAAAAUGUCAACAGAAGGAAGUGGAGAAACUCCUUCGACCGUGCCAAGCUUGCCCGGUGCGCCGGAGCAGACGUACUUGUUUCCGAAGGCGAAGGGGCACUCGAGGUCUAUCAGCCAUGGCGGGAUGCCAAUGCUUGCUGGGAACCCUCCAGCGGCAGCGCGGCCGCUCAAGUCGGCGCUGCGCGGGCACCAGCGCGCGCUAUCGCAUGGCCAGAUCGGCGAGGGCGGGAGGCCAGCGUCCGGCAGCGGCCACAGCCGCACCGGUAGCCGCACCGACUUCAUCCUGCCGCCGGAGCACCGCGAGCCGUCGGCGGUGCCCAUGCGGGGUCCAUCGGUGCGUGUCCACCAGCACAGCAGACAGGCCUCACGCUCGGACUCCAUAUACACGUUGCGUCGCAACUCCGUCAUCAGUCCAUGGCGCCGCACCCUGCUGCGUCUCAUGCGCCGUCAGCCAAUCACCGUCGACAACAGGCACUACAGUGUUAUCCCCAACCACUUAGUGCCCGAGAAGACCCCCCCUAAAGACCAUCCGAAUGGGAACAGAUGUGGCAACAAAGUGAGGACUACUAAGUACACUUUCCUAUCAUUCUUCCCUAAGAACCUGUUUGAACAGUUCCAUAGGAUUGCCAAUGUGUACUUCAUUUUCAUAGUGCUUUUGAACUUUGUACCGCAAUUGAGUGCAUUUGGCAAGGAGGUAGCCAUGGUGCCCGUGCUGUUUGUGCUCACUGUCACAGCAAUCAAGGACCUGUUUGAAGAUCGCCGGAGACAUCUCUCAGACAAACGAAUCAACAAUUCAUUUUGCAGAAUUUAUCAAGUUUCAACUGAACGUUACGUCCAAAUCAAAUGGCGGGACGUGAGGGUCGGGGACUUGGUGCACCUGUCCAACAACGAGGCGGUGCCAGCAGACAUGGUACUGCUGCACUGCUCCAAUCCGACGGGCAUAUGCUAUCUGGAUACGUGCAACCUGGAUGGGGAGACUAAUUUAAAGCAACGUAUUGUUGCUCCUGGUUUUAGGGAGAAGCAUUUAGACUAUAAUCCAAUAAAAUUCCGAAGUACGAUAGAAGUAGAACGACCCUCCACGAAAAUAUACAGAUUCAACGGCACGAUGGCACAUCCUAAUGGGGAGCGGGUAUCUCUCAAUUCAGAGCAUUUGUUAUUGAGGGAUUGCACAGUCAAAAAUACUGACUUUGUUGAAGGCAUAGUUGUAUACGCGGGGCACGAGACGAAGGCUAUGCUGAAUAAUGGCGGUCCGAGGUACAAAGCUUCCAAAUUAGAAAGGAGAAUGAAUACAGAUGUUAUAUGGUGCGUCCUCGUUCUGCUUUUUCUGUGUUGCGCCGGUGCCAUCGGCUGCAAAGUGUGGAUGGACCAGUACAACCUUCACAAUCUUCCACCGUUUAUACCUCAAGCCUAUUCAUCUGCUAAGGAGGGGCUCUUAAUAUUUUGGACGUACAUCAUAAUUCUACAAGUUAUGAUACCGGUCUCCUUAUACGUUACUAUAGAAAUGACCAAAUUGCUGCAAGUUUAUCAUAUUCACAACGACAUCGAAAUGUACGAUCCAAUCACUAACUCGAGGACUGAAUGUCGAGCAUUAAAUAUAACAGAAGAAUUAGGCCAAAUCAAUUAUCUGUUUACGGAUAAAACGGGCACGUUGACGGAAAACAAAAUGGUGUUCAGACGGUGCGCCGUAGGCGGCGUGGACUACGAUCAUCCGCCGGGCCCUCCUGCGAUACCCUCGGAUCUACUGCCUCCCAUUGUCACUCCCAUAACACAAGUGUCACCCAAUCGAAGAAUGUUGCAACACAUGCUCGACAACAACGACGCUCAACACACACAAAAGGUCCGCGAGUUCCUGUUAAUCUUAGCAGUAUGCAACACGGUGAUGGUGAGCCAGCCCCACGUGGACAAGUUGCAAGUAUCCGGCUCGGGGGUAGACAAACGCCUGACUCCCGCCCGCUCCAACGGCACUCUGAGAUCUAAUGAUAAGUACUCGAGACUAGCGGAGUCUCGAUCAACAACUCCGUCCCCGCCGCCGUUGACGACGUCCCACCUCAAAGUCCGUCUGCCUAAGUUUCCGUUUGCGAUUAAAGAUACACAGGACGUAAUCGAUGCCGGAAAUAGCGAGGGAGUUCAGAUCGCACGAUUCGAAGCUGAAAGCCCCGACGAUUUAGCGCUGGCCGAAGCGGCGUUGGCGUACAGUUACGAGCUACGAAGUCGGACGCCCGAUGAAGUUGAACUGGGAAUACGCGGGGAGCUAACAAAGCUAAAGGUGUUGAGAGUACAGGAGUUCGACACUUCUAGGAAAUGCAUGUCUAUUGCAAUACGGGCACCUAAUGGACAGGUGAUCUUGUAUGUGAAAGGAGCGGACAGUACAGUCUUCGGUGCUUUGGCAACGAUGCGAACAAACUCGGCCGAACAGGCCGCCUACGAAAGAACCCGCGCGCUCUUAUCAGAGUAUUCCCGCGCGGGUUUGCGUACACUGGUUAUGGCAAAGCGGACGAUGCAGCCCGCGCAAUGGGAAGAGUGGCUGGCCGGCCACAAUAAGGCCUCGGAAAUUGGUGAAGGUCGCGAAAGAAGAGUACGCGAGUCGCUAGCCCGUUUGGAAAGCGCGUUAACAUUGGUCGGAGCAACAGGCGUCGAAGAUCGACUGCAAGAGGAUGUUCCACGAACUAUAAGGGCAUUAUUAGACGCUGGUAUCAUCGUGUGGGUGUUAACUGGGGAUAAGCCUGAGACCGCAAUCAACAUCGCUUAUUCCGCCGCUCUCUUCUCGCAGGGCGAUCGGUUGCUGUAUUUAAUGUCUAAAGACAAGGACCACUGCGAGUCGACGAUAAAGUCGUACUUGGAAAGCGGCGACGCGUCCGAGAACCUGACCGGGGGGCGGGCGCUGGUCGUGGACGGACGCACGCUCACGUACAUCCUAGACCGGCGCUCGGGGCUGGUGGCGCCCUUCCUGUCUUUGGCCAGACGGUGCUCCGCCGUGCUGUGCUGCCGCGCCACGCCGCUGCAGAAGGCUUACAUUGUCAAGGCCGUCAAAGAAGAGCUUAGAGUAACGACAUUGGCGAUGGGGGAUGGUGCCAACGAUGUGUCCAUGAUCCAAACUGCGGACGUUGGCGUAGGGUUAUCAGGGCAAGAAGGCAGACAAGCCGUGAUGGCUUCGGACUUCGCACUGUCGCGGUUCAAAUACAUCGAACGGUUACUACUUGUGCACGGCCAUUGGUCUUACGACAGGCUGGCCAGGAUGAUCCUUUACUUCUUCCUUAAAAAUGCCACGUUUGUUUUCCUCGUUUUCUGGUACCAGCUGUACUGCGGCUUCGCGACGACCGUAAUGUUCGACCAGAUGCACUGGAUGCUCUAUAAUCUCAUGUUCACCGCGUUUCCGCCACUUGUCAUUGGCGUAUACGACCGUUGCGCGCCCGCUGCUCUGCUGACGGAGCGGCCGGGCCUGUACAGUGCCUCACGGCGCGGCCUCACGUACCAGAACUAUUCAUACUGGGCCGUAUUAGCCGAAUCGUUAUACAUCAGCGUAGUGAUCUACUUCGUGAACGCGUGCACAUUUUGGGACACCGACAUUGACAUGUAUGCUUUCGGCAUUUAUAACAUGACGUGCUGCCUCAUUAUUAUGCUGUUGUUCGUUGCUGUCGAGACUAGAAGUUGGACGGUAAUCCACAUGAUCGCUUUGGCGGGGUCCCUAAUGGCGUACUUUACGAUGACGAUACUGUGGCAGUCGCUGUGCAUCCACUGCUGGAACCUGCCAUCCACCUACUACGUCAUCUUUCAUGUCGCGGCUAACCCUUUCUACUGGCUCAUCGUAACGCUAACCGCCGUCACUGCCCUUGUGCCCAGGAUGGCUAUGCACGCAAUCCGCAACUCGAUACGGCCGUCUGCGCUGAGGCGCGCCGUAAUGACGCGCCGUCGUUCGCCGCGCCGCCUGCCGUAUGCCGCACACUACCACACCACCACCUCCUCUGCGCACGUCUAUCGAUCGACUGACGAAGACGGACUUGCGAAGCAAACUUCCGACGUAACAGCGAUAACGUGACAGUGACAACGUGUCGCGGUUCUCUUCUCAUUGGUGCUUGCAUAGUGGCCGAUGGGACGUAGCCUCGAGUUCAUAUCUUCAUGAAACUCUUAACAAUUAACGUCAUGUUAUACAUGCCUGUAUUCUUCGAAAAUAGAGAAUAUAUGUUAUAACGAAGGACUUAUGAAAAUCGGUUAUUUAGAAGCCGAACAAAAUGUGAUUUCGAAUAUCAGUUGAAUAUUAUAUCAAAUAUAUGAAGACUAGAAGUAAUAGUACGUUAGAACCGUGUAGUAUUGUGUUUAUAUCUAUAAAUGAUAACUGAAAUAAAACUAAGUUUCCACGGCUACGUCCCAAUGAAUCGGUCACAGGCCGAUUACCUCGAACCAUUUAAUUUAAACUUAGGCUGUGAUCUGUCAUUAGAACUGUAUUAUAGUGUAGUAAUAAUGUGCUUUUGUACGGAAAAGCGGGACCAAGCGUCAAGCGCAAGUUGAAGGAGGCGUCAGCGCGUGCUGGGCUGGCCGAAUCAAUUCUGUAUUAUAAUUUCAUGUAUUAAGAAUCGGGACUGUUAAAGAGAUAAGAACUAAACUGAAUAAUAUAACAGUAUGUCGCGUGUUUUAUUAAUGCUAAGUCUGGUUUCAAAACCACACGGGUAAUAAUCGUCUAAGGGCGCCUUUAUAUUAGACGCUUAUAAAAGCGGUACAGUGGUGCUCUUGUGGCGCAGCUGCAGCGCAGACUAGAUAUUAAAUGAAAACUAUUCGCUUAUACAAGCGUCUAAUUUGAAGGUGGCCUAGUAAGUUAUACAACGGCAAACGUGGGCUUAUAAGAUUUCUCCACAGACGUCGUUCUUUUAUACGCAUGAAGCAAUAAAAGUCAGUAUUCGAUUACAGUAAGUUUUGACAGCUCCAUACAUAAAAAAGAACGCGUCGUUUGCGCAGCGUUUUAGCGUGAUUAUAAUUUACAUACAUAGUUGUACCUAUAGUAUAUUUAUUUAUCUGAAAUCAGCCUUAAUAUUAUUUUACAAAGUAGCGAUGUUCUUUUUCAAUUAGUAUGUAUAGAAAAGGAUAGUAGAAUCUUAAAAUC
Molecule: messenger RNA, 5442 nt
Organism: Hyposmocoma kahamanoa
Lineage: Eukaryota; Metazoa; Arthropoda; Insecta; Lepidoptera; Cosmopterigidae
Product: probable phospholipid-transporting ATPase VD
Exons: 16
Coding region: 352-4383 (1343 amino acids)
Biological process (GO): phospholipid translocation
Cellular component (GO): plasma membrane
Molecular function (GO): ATP binding; magnesium ion binding; ATP hydrolysis activity
Source: RefSeq, a predicted model, not a curated record